This is a messenger RNA of Candoia aspera, 2541 nucleotides long. RefSeq names its product nuclear receptor subfamily 0 group B member 2 (gene NR0B2). Gene Ontology annotation, biological process: negative regulation of transcription by RNA polymerase II; circadian rhythm. The transcript is spliced from 2 exons. Bases 731 to 1501 code for a protein of 256 amino acids. Gene Ontology annotation, cellular component: cytoplasm; nucleus. The record is from RefSeq and is a predicted model, not a curated record. Lineage: Eukaryota; Metazoa; Chordata; Lepidosauria; Squamata; Candoiidae. Gene Ontology annotation, molecular function: transcription corepressor activity; transcription factor binding.
CUCUGUUCGACCUGAAUUUGUGUUAAAUAGAAAACGUGCUACACGUUUCCAGCGUUUCCUCCAUGGGAGACACCACACUGUACCUUUAGGCAUGGUGAACUCAUUGGCUCCUUUUUGUCCCUUGCCUCUUUCUUCAUUAUUAGCCAAGAGCAGCUGUCUGAGUUAAACAAUCUUUAGAUUACUUGACUUCCAGGUUGCUUAUCCCAAGGCUAGAACUUUAUGAGCUGUUUGCAUUGGACUGUCUUUAUUGGACUUCGUGUGUGUGUGUGUGUUAUGUGAACUCCUUGGCAGUGACCCCUAUCAUUUCCUGAAACCUGAUUACAGAAUUGAAGCCUUGGUGCCAUGGUACAGGCUGGGUUAAUGACUUUGUUUAUACUGAUACAAGCGAUCCAGUUAAGGUCCAAGUCUUCUGGCACUUUCAUUGAGAAAACGGUCUUCUGGGCCACGUGGAGACUUCAUUUCAUUCUAACCAGUCAGCCCAGGGCAGCCUUGUUUUUCAAUGAACUGCUGCUGCUCGUCAAAGGGAGGUCAAGGCUGCUGAAGUGGGUGGAUUUAUUCACCCAUUCAGGAGCCUUAUAAGCAGAGAUGACAGCAGCCAAGGGAAGAACGGAAGAAGCCACGGAGCAGCAAGAAGGUGCUGUAGCUGAAAGGGUGGGACACCUGCUCAAGCAGCAGGUGGGAGGAAAGCACUUGGCUUUCAUUGUACAGAGGUAGUAAGCUUUGCUCCGACAUGAAUAUGGAGUGUGAGAAGUGUCCUUGCCAUCGUGAGGAAAACGAGAAUGCCAUUCUCUACACCCUCCUCAGUGAGAACUUGGCUCACCACAAGGGUAGCCGUGGCUCUUCCCAGCAACGCUGCUUGUGCCAUAAGCGCCGCACUGUUUGCCUUCAGACCCCACAAGCUACCUGCCAGGCAGCUUCUGAUGUCUUGGUGAAGACCAUCAGCUUCAUGAAGAAUCUGCCUUCCUUCCAGCUCCUGCCUUGGGAAGACCAGCUCUUACUGCUGGACAGCUGCUGGGCUCCCCUUUUCCUUCUAGGCUUGGUGCAGGAGAUGGUGACCUUUGAGGUUAUGGAAACCCCAGUACCCAGCAUGCUGGAGAGGAUCCUUCUUGAUGGCCAGUGCAAGAGACAGGAGCUGCAGCGGGUGCAGCCCACCUUGGCCAGUGUGCAGCGCCUCCAGUGCUGUUUGAACUCUUUCUGGAGCCUAGACUUGAGUCCUAAAGAAUAUGCCUAUCUGAAAGGUGCAAUUCUGUUCAACCCUGACAUUCCAGGUCUCAGAGCUUCCUCAUACAUUGAGAGCCUCCAGCGAGAGGCUCAGCAAGCACUCCAACAAGUCCUGGUGCUUCUCCACUUGGAAGAUCAAGGCCGAUUUGCCAGGGUCCUGCUGAGUUCCUCCUCCUUGAGAUCCAUUCCUCCAGCUCUCAUUACAGACCUUUUCUUCCAACCCAUCAUUGGAAAGACAGACAUUCUGGAGCUUUUAACAGAAAUGCUGCUGAUGAAAUAGUUUAUGUAACCAUAACGUCCUUGUGCAGAAACAGCUGUUGGGCCAGGCAGCACAUACUUUGCUUGUGUUCCAUUCCAAAAGAAUACACAGUUAAUUUGGGAACACGCCAUGGAUGAAAGUGUAGUGUCUUAGCAGCCACUUUGCAAACAAAGAGGGUGCUAGCGGGCAAACCCAUACUUUUUUUUUUGGAUAGCAGAAUACAGGAAUGCAACAUACACCCAAGCCCUGUGAAGUAUUGCACUUGUAACAAGGUGUUCGGAGUAGGUGAAAUAGCAGCGUUUGUAGCAAAUGUAUUGGCCCCAUGAACUGUGCCAAGUCCUGGGUGCUCAGUGACAUCAGCUGUCACUACUGUAGUUAUGGAAUAAAAGCCCUGCCUGAACCAGUCAUAUUCAAACGUGCCUGCAGCUUCGAAGUGAGGCAUGCAGUAUUGACUUUUACUUCAUUUAUGCGGGCUUCAGUUUCAAAGUUUAAUUUCUAUAGGGAUGUCUCCCUUACAGAAAGACUCCUGGGAACUGCCAUUGGCUGGGAAAUGAUCCACACCCGCCCUCCCAUACUAUAAUCCCAGGAUUUGCUAGUCAGAAAGAGCUUCCCAGUCUUUCAGAAUACAUCCAACCUCCCCCAGCUCCUAAAAAGGACUUUACAAAAAUGCAACUCAUUUUGCUGAACAAUUUUUAAAAUAAAAAUAUUGACUUAUAUAGUCAUACAUUCCAAUCUUCAGGUACAGAUACUUCGUUUUAAUGUAUUCCAACUUUUAUAUAGAUUUGUGCAUUGAGGAGAGCUAAGGUCAGAAAAUGUCAAUUUCCACUAUAGUAGUCAUUAUUUUCCUGCUUUUCCCUCCAGCCUGCUUUGUGUAUGUUGUCUAGAGCUGUUGCUUUUCUCCUCCAGUUUAUCAUGCUGUUCUAUGCUGGUUUAUGCCCUCUUUGCACAAACUCCCAACGUUAGUAUUUUGUGAGCAGGUGCUUCUUGUGAGUUGUAUGUAGUAAGACAUGCUAAGUUAUUAUUUUUUAAGGAAAAAAAGAAAUAAAAGGUUUUGCAGUUUG